AGUGGUACCAUGAAAGUUGUAAACAUAAAAUUUCCCCAUGAAAAUUGGUGUGAUUAUGUUUUAAUAAGAUAGAUAGUUUUUUUUAGAAUUUGUGUAGUUUAAAUUGUUUUGAUAUUAAAAACAUCUCUAACUCAUCUUUAUAAUUUUCUCUAUAUUAGAUGAACUCUAAAAUAUAAUCAUUUUCUUUUGUGCCAAUGUGGUUUUCUAUGAUAUAAUAUUGCUAUAUUUUCCCCUAUUAUACAGCAAGACAUUUGAAUAAGAAACAUCUGUAUUUUAGAAUUGCUUUGUUAUAGAGAAAAAAGUAGAAAUUGGUUGGAGAUAGGCUAAAGAAACACAAAAUCCUCAUGUCAUAACGUUAGCAAAUAUCUAAAUUUGAUCUGUCAAAUCAUGAUCAUCAUUUUCAAGAUUAUAUAUUAUUGUAAAACCGGGUCACAUAAGCUUUUGACUUCAAGGCAGUUUCCAUGCAUUUUCACAAAAUUUUCAUGUAGAAGCAACAUAAUAUAAAAAUAAUAUUCUAUAGACCUUCAAAUAUAUUCUCAAUUCCUGUGAUGCCUAUUUAUAUAUGUGUUUCUCUUCUAGUCAGUCAUUCAUCGACCAAACUGUGAUAAGUCUAAUAAGGUCUCACGCUACAACGUAAAAAUGACGACGGUGAAUAACUUUUCUCUAUAUCCAUUUUCAUGGGUACUCGUACAUGCACACAUUUACUGAAUAUAUUUUUGUGUACGCAGGUAGUGGAAAUGGAUGUGCCUAUGGACUGUCCUGGUUGCGAGAGAAAAGUUAGGAAGGCUCUUGAAAGCAUUAAGGGAGUCCAUGAUGUUCAGAUAGAUAUGAAUCAGCAGAAAGUAACGGUGACUGGUUCGGCGGAGCAGAAGAAGGUUCUUAAAGUUGCAAGGAGUAUUACAGGAAGAGAGGUAUGCUUAUGGUCGUGCCCUUACCACCCCGAAUCUAAUGGAUUUAACGACAAGUACUACAAGAAGAAGUUCCGCAAGAGAAUCAUCAUGUCAAAAAAUGGUGAGAAAGUGAGUUCUUAUAACUAUUAUAUGCAUGGAUACCACGGACACGACCAUGGUUACCAUCAGGAACGGCCUUAUUCUGGUCUUAUCGACGAGAACGCUACUUCAAUGUUCAGUGAGGAAAACCCUCAUUUCUGUAACAUCAUGUGAUCGAUCUCCAUUUCAACGGCUACUAUGCAUGGAACAACUUUAGUUUGGUUAUGCUCCUUCCUUUGUAAAUAAACACGCAACCUAGUCGAAACCAAAUAUGAGUCCUCGUCCUCAGCUCAGUUGGAUUUGAUCCAGUCUCGAUCAAAAUGUUUAUGUAAUAAAUGGGUUUGGUUUAAAUUUAGUAAGAUCAAAUAAAGCUUGGUAGUUAUCAUCGCAUGUAUAAUGUAUA
This is a messenger RNA of Brassica napus (rape), 1392 nucleotides long. RefSeq names its product heavy metal-associated isoprenylated plant protein 29-like. The record is from RefSeq and is a predicted model, not a curated record. The transcript is spliced from 2 exons. Bases 678 to 1163 code for a protein of 161 amino acids. Gene Ontology annotation, molecular function: metal ion binding. Lineage: Eukaryota; Viridiplantae; Streptophyta; Magnoliopsida; Brassicales; Brassicaceae.